This is a messenger RNA of Salvelinus namaycush (lake trout), 973 nucleotides long. RefSeq names its product cytochrome c oxidase assembly factor 4 homolog, mitochondrial-like. Gene Ontology annotation, biological process: mitochondrial respiratory chain complex IV assembly. The transcript is spliced from 2 exons. The coding region runs from base 109 to 363 and encodes 84 amino acids. Gene Ontology annotation, cellular component: mitochondrial intermembrane space. NCBI's taxonomy places the organism in Eukaryota, Metazoa, Chordata, Actinopteri, Salmoniformes, Salmonidae. The record is from RefSeq and is a predicted model, not a curated record.
CUUUCCUAUCCAUUCUGUAAAGACGUCCCCCAUGUUAUGAAAUCCACGGGGGUAAUGUGAAUGUGUUCAACUCUAGGAUAUACAUUCCAGACAGAGCUGCCUUAGGCAAUGGCCUCCCCUUCACCCCACGACCGGAGUCGUCGCCCCAGCGAGGACCAGGAUGAGGAGGACCCAGUGGACCAGAUGAUCAGCAGGACAGGAUGUGGGGAGCUGCACUACGCUGUCCAGGAGUGCAUGGCCGAGCACCAGGACUGGAGGAAGUGUCAGAACCAGGUCCAGACCUUUAAAGACUGUAUGAUGACCUUCCAGAAGGCCCGGAAGGAACAGCUGAUGAAGCAGAGGCCGUCCACAGAAUCGGCUUAGAAGAGCAUCCAGUGGUUUAGGUGUUUUCAUUACGUAUCUGGACUGAUAACUGAGAUGUCAACGGUUUUAGUUUUGCCGCUGACAUUAUAAUUGGUUAGCGUGUUUAAAACAGUCCUUCUCAAAUGGUGGAUCGCAACUGAUAUUUUUGGUCCACAGCCCAAGACUGGGUCCAUGCUGACUGGUGGGUCACAAGAUUACACAUAAAGCUGUAGAUGGGUCUCAACUCAACACGUUGUGUUGGAAAAGACAAUGUUAAAACACCAUACUAUCACACUGCUUAGAGCACAGACUGCUUGUCACAGUAUUUGGUAUGGCAGCAGAACCUUCUGGCAGACUGUUUUCUCUCCGGGCUUUUCCUGAUGCAUCAAGAUGAAUAACUGAUGAAAUCUCUUCUCUAAAUCUAUCGUGUGGGUUUAGGGCUGUGUAUGUUGAAACGCUACAACAUUCACCUUUCAUUCAUAGCUUGUAAUUCAUUGGUUAAAGGGUGGAUGGGUGUGUGCCUGUCCUAGAGAGAGAGAGAGAGUUCCGUUUCUGUAGUGGCAGAGUUAACAGGCACAUUUAAUGUGGUUGUAUUCAUUUUGACAUUAUAAAACUCUAUAUAUCACUAUCA